This is a messenger RNA of Colletotrichum chrysophilum, 1329 nucleotides long. RefSeq lists its product as uncharacterized. The transcript is spliced from 3 exons. The record is from RefSeq and is a predicted model, not a curated record. Gene Ontology annotation, biological process: secondary metabolite biosynthetic process. Gene Ontology annotation, molecular function: FAD binding; monooxygenase activity. NCBI's taxonomy places the organism in Eukaryota, Fungi, Ascomycota, Sordariomycetes, Glomerellales, Glomerellaceae. Bases 1 to 1329 code for a protein of 442 amino acids.
AUGACAGUGAACAACAAGUUGGAGGUGAUCAUCGUUGGCGCCGGCUUUGGCGGGCUUGGUGCCGCUAUUGAAUGUGCUCAGCGCGGCAUGAACGUUACCGUGAUUGAGAAGUAUCCUGACUCAAACAGCCAAGGCGAUAUUCUGGACUUCUUCCCGAAUGCCGGGCGAAUCAUUCAUCGAUGGGAUGAUGGCAAGAUUGGCCAGCAGAUUCACGACACUGGAUGCAGUCGCAUCCGCACCAUGGAGCUCCACAAAUUCGACGGCAAAUUCAUUGUCAACGUUCCGUGGGCAAGAGAUGACAAAGAGCACAAUAUUACAUACGCCGGUCACCGUGGCAAGAUCCACUCUAUCUUCCUAGCCUACGCGAAGACUCUUGUCAAGGACAUCAGAAUCGGCGUCGCUGUCAGUGAAUACCUGGAGGAAGAUCGUCGUGCUGGUGUGAGGCUGUCCACGGGAGAGACAUUGUGGGCCGAUUGUGUCAUAGCAGCCGACGGCCCUCGGUCCAUCGCGCGUGGACAGGUUUUGCAACUGGACGAUGAGAAGAUAGAUGGCACCAGUAGUGGAUGGGCUGUGUUCAGAAGCUUCUUCAAAACCGACGAGGCCAUGAGAAGCCAUCCGGGGUUGAAGGAUCUCUACCGCGAGGACAGGGACACUGUGAGAUUCUGGAUGUAUGACAACUUGAGCCUCAUGGCAUUUGUCUGGAAUAAGGGUCAGGAUAUUGCUUGGGUAUUGAUCCACCCGGACGAUAAAGAAUCCUCCGAAUCUUGGUCGAACAUUGCCGAAAGGGAGCAUGUAGUCAAGUGGAUGAACUACUUUCCUGGAAGGGAUGCCCAAGCGCUUCUCGAUGUGACCCCAAUUGGUAAAACUAUCGAUUUCAAACUCGUUUACCGACCCACCAUAGAUACUUGGGUCAGCAAAGGUGGCCGGACCAUUCUCAUCGGAGACGCAGCUCACGCCAACCUACCCACCGCUGGUCAAGGAGCAUCUCAGGCACUGGAGGAUGCCGUGACAGUCGCUGAGUGUCUUGAGUUGUCCAAGGGCGACGUCAAGCUGGCCUUGGAAGCUGCCCAGAGGAUUCGGUUUCAUCGUUCCAACGCAGUACACGAAAGCGGCCAGAAGAAUCGGGAUGCGUUUUACAAGAUUCCCUGGGACGACAUCGAAGCGGCCCCAGAGGAAUGGGCGCAGAGGAGGUUCCCGAAACUGAAGCCAUGGGAUCCGCUGGAUUUCACUAAGAGCAACUUUGACAAGGUGGCGAAGGAUAUCAAGAACGGAGUCAAUGGACACCUGAAGGAUGUCGCGGUGCCUCCACCCCCCGGCGGAUAUUGGUGA